Cannabis sativa is the source of this 2586-nucleotide messenger RNA. Its product is annotated as transcription factor ABORTED MICROSPORES-like. The transcript has 9 exons. Gene Ontology annotation, cellular component: nucleus. Gene Ontology annotation, biological process: regulation of DNA-templated transcription. NCBI's taxonomy places the organism in Eukaryota, Viridiplantae, Streptophyta, Magnoliopsida, Rosales, Cannabaceae. Gene Ontology annotation, molecular function: DNA-binding transcription factor activity; protein dimerization activity; sequence-specific DNA binding. Bases 517 to 2277 code for a protein of 586 amino acids. The record is from RefSeq and is a predicted model, not a curated record.
AACUUAAUAUAUAUUUAUAUACUUUUUUAUAAUGAAUUCUUUCCUCCUAAAUUAUUUGCUUAUAUAAUCUUCCAUAACAAGAAAAGUUAGAUAUAAUAAUAAUAUUAGUUAUUGUAUAUGAAAAUUUCUCCUUCUUUCAUGCUUAGGCUGCAGUUCACCUACCGAUAUAAGUAGCUCCCAACCUCAAAAAAAGAAAAAAAACUUAUAAAAGGGUCUAAAGUUGUUUUAUUUUUAUUGUUAUUGUUAUUUUAGUUUCUUUCUUAUUGGAUGAGAUGGGUACUUUGGUAUGAGGUGGGGGGAGCUGUCUUAGCUUAAACUUGGUGCAACUAUAUCAGUUUCUGUCACCUGAUCAGUUUGUAUGGAGAUUUUCCUUUGUAUUUUCUGCUGCCUUGUAGUUUUGCUUCUUCCACCCUGCUUAUGUUUUUUCAUAUGAAUACUUAAAUUCAGUCAAAAGUGUUAAGCAUAUUUAUCUUGAGAACAACAGAAGGCAUUGCUAUCUCUCUUGGUACUUGUAAUAUGGACCUGAUAAUGCAGUAUCUGAUGGAGAGGGUUAGAGCUCUAGUGGGCUCGAAAGGAUGGGAUUAUUGUGUUCUCUGGAAACUAAGUGAAGAUCAAAGGUUUAUUGAGUGGAUGAGAUGUUGUUGUGCUGGGACUGAAAACACACAAAAUGGUGGAGAAGAAGAGCUGAUUUUUCCAGUUUCUCCAGUCCUUCCAUGCAGGGAUACCAUAUGUCAACACCCAAGAGUUAAUUCCUGUGAACUUCUUGCCCAAUUGCCAACUUCAAUGCCUUCAGAUUCAGGAAUUUAUGCACAAACCUUGGUAUCCAAUCAACCCAGCUGGUUAAACUUUUCAACUGUCACAUGCUCACAUGCUCUCGAGGAAUCUAUUGGGACCAGGGUUUUGAUUCCAUUGCCAGUUGCAUUGGUAGAGCUUUUUGUGAAUAAACAGAUAUCAGAAGAUCAGAAUGUGGUAGACUUCAUCACAACUCAAUACAAUAUUUUGAUGGAGCAGGAAGCCCUGAUUAACACAAACAAUAUGGACACAAGCUUUUGUGUCAACAUUAAUGUAAUGAAUGAAAGCCAAUCAAGGCCAUUUUUGGGCAAUGAAACUGACAAAAUGGAUUCCAACAAUAAUCUGCCGGCACCUAAUUCCACAGCAUUUGAGAACCUGAACAUGUCUUAUGAUGUAUCUGUUGAUCGAACUCGUCUAUGCAAUUCCCCAAUGAGCUUGCAGCAAUUUGGUUACAAUUCUGAAAGUAGGACCAGGAACGAUGCUGCCUUUCCUGAAUGUUCUCAUGAUCCAUCGGUACAUCCAGAUAAGCAUUUGGAUUCUUCAAUGGAUGCCAUGCAGCCAUCCAUGAUGAAUGACACAACCAAUACACAUGUGCAAUUUCUGGAACAAGUAACAGAAAACAAGGAGCAGCAUGGUAAUGAAAAGGACUCGAACAAACAGGAAGAAGGAAGAUCAAAUUCAGUCUCGGAUUGUAGUGAUCAGAUUGAUGAUGAGGAUAAUGGAAAGUAUAGGAGAAAAUCAGGAAAAUCAGAUCAGUGCAAGAACCUUUUUGCUGAGAGAAGAAGAAGGAAGAAGCUUAAUGAAAGGCUCUAUACUCUUCGUUCUUUGGUUCCCAAAAUUUCUAAGUUGGACAGGGCCUCCAUACUUGGGGAUGCAAUUGAGUAUGUAAAAGACUUACAGAGUCAGGCAAAAGAGCUUCAAGAUGAGCUAGAGGAGCAAUCAGACAAUGAUGGCCUAAACUCCAACAUUAAUGGUAAAAGAAACAAUGUUCUGUCUGAGACUUUGAGUCGCGACGACACUAAUUUCAGGUCUAGGCCUGAGCAUGAAAAAGUUCAAAAUGAAUUUCAUUUGGAAACAUCAAGGAGUGGAAGCAUCUCAAAGCAGAACCAAGACUCAGAUACAACUAAUGACAAGGCACCACAGAUGGAGCCGCAAGUGGAAGUGGCUCAAAUAGAUGGAAAUGAGUUCUUUGUGAAGGUAUUCUGUGAGCACAAGCCUGGAAGAUUUGUGAGAUUGAUGGAGGCUUUGAAUUCUCUAGCUCUUGAAGUAACUAAUGCCAACGUUACUACAUUUCGAAACCUUGUUUCCAAUGUUCUUAAAGUAGAGAAGGACAGUAAAAUAGUAGUCCAAGCUGAUCACUUGAGAGACUUCUUGCUGGAGCUGACAAGGAAUCCUUCUAGAGGUUUGUCUGAGAUGUCUAAAGUUUCAGAUAAUAGCAGCAGCAUUGACUAUCAGCACCAUCUUCACAACCAGCCCUCUUAUUGAUUUCAUAAUUAAGUUACAGUUCUUGAAAUGAGAUAAGAACUCAAUUCACUUCAAGCUUAAAAACAUAAUGUUUUAAAUGGAAGCAAGAUUUCUACUGAAUAAUCUAUUAAUUUUCAAUAUGUCAUAUAUAUUUAGUACUCUAGUGUAACUCAGCAAAGUGUAUCAGAUUUGAUGCUGAGAAUCUGUUUUUGUUUGGUCCACAGAAAUAGAAAAAGCACAUUAUAUGUUUAAAUGCUUAGUGUGCCACUUGUGCUCUUUGCUAAUAAUCUUGAUCAUUACACAAAAAUUUAUUUCAGACAUACCAAUAAA